CACGAGAAUGCUUACUAAGCACUCGAGACGCCUUAAAAGCGGCAGAACGGUCAUCAGUGCCGUCACCAACGAAAUGACCACCAUGGGAAGACUGCUGGCCGUGGCCUUGGCACUGCUUGUGUGCGGCCCACCCAUGCUCUGCGCCCGGCCUUCAGAGUAUCAGCUGGACUCGAGCGUGAUGCCAUGCGAGGCAGCCAGGGCCGCGCCCCAUCGACCUGACCGCCGGCCGCAAUGCACUCACGAUGGACGCUUCAGGCCUGUGCAGUGCAGUGGGCUGGGCCAAGAGUGUUGGUGCGUUGACGGUGAAGGACGGCAGGUGGCAGCGACUCGAAGCAACGGCUCCAUUCCGCAGUGCGCGUCAGCAUGCCAUCUUCAGUCGUUCUCGCGAUGCUCGCCAUUGGGUCACUUCCUGCCGGUGCAGUGUGACUCCGGUGGGAGGCAGUGUUGGUGUGUGGACCAGGACGGAAUGGAGCUUUACGGGACCAGGCAGUCAGGGACGCCGCACAGCUGUCCCAGCAGCUGCUCGGCACUCUCUCGUCGUGUCCUUCACAAUGCCGUCUUGUCGUCGCCCUCUUCAUCGUCUUCACCAUCUUGGUCUUCGCCACCGCAGUGUUCCGAUGACGGCAACUUCCUUCCCGUCCAGUGUCGAUUUGUCAACAUGACGGACAGGCGAGAGCUGGACAUGUUGCACGCCUUCAACACAUUUCCAGAAGCCUUUUCCACAUUCAAGUCUUUCCGGGAGGCCUUCCCUCUGGUUUCGGCCUACUGCUUUUGCUCCGACAGCAGGGGGCGUGAGAUGGCCGACACAGGUUGCCCAUGUUGUGGUGCAGGUGUGGAGCUGCUGCCGUCCGACGUGUACGAUUCUGCCUUUUCCGAUGUCGGCGUCGCUCAUUCGUUCGCCGAGUCGACGGUUUUCAAAGUUUUUCAGAGGAGGAUGUUGGGAGUUCACCUCACCGUCAGCGGACAUUUCCGAUGUCCUUCGGCGUGCGAGGAGGAGCGGAGGGCGGCUAAGGCAACGUUGGCCGUUUAUCUGCCGUCCUGCCUGGAGGGAGGGGCCUUCGCCUCCAAGCAGUGCCAGCAGGGGGGGCAGUGUUGGUGCGUGGACCCCAUGGGAGCCGAAGUUCCUGGGACACGGCAGCACGGCGACUUUCUGCAAUGCGGUGGUGUUGCAUCUGAGGACUGCGUCUCACUUCGUCGUGUGUCGCUGUCUCGCUUGUUUUCGGGACCUCUGGAAUCUCACCUUCCCGCCCCCUCAUCAUCGGGAGACUCUGCUUCCUGCCAAGUCCUCCUGCGAGCAAUAGAAGCUCUCCUUCCGAUGGAGCCGGAUCCCCUCUCCUUCCUGUCCGUCAUGGUGGACGUCCUGCAUGGUCUUUUCCCCUCGGUGGGCAGAGCUUUGGAGGCUCUAGCCAGCGCCCCCACUCACCGUCUACAGGAGUUUCUGUUUGGCGGGAAGUUCCUGAGAAACGCGGCCAGCUUUAAUCUCAGCGGUGCAGUGGGAACACAGGGGGGCUUACGCAUGGAUCCCGUCUCCGGCCCAUCACGACAUCAGAAUCUAGUCCUUGCUGUGGGCCGCGCCUUGGAGGACCGGGACUUUCUAGCCGGUGUCAGACUCACCCUGAUGAGUAGUUCAGGAUCCGCCUCCCUGCGUCAGGCGCUGACACCAAUUUUGCAUUCCUGCACCGCCACCAGCAGCCCUGAAGGCGCUGCGGCGGCGGCCGUAUUUGUCCCGAGCUGCGCGACCGACGGCUCCUUCCAGGAGGUUCAGUGUCAGGGCGGAGAGUGCUGGUGUGUGACCACCCGAGGCGGAAAGAUCGAUGGAACACAAGUACGCGGGGUCCGGCCUCGGUGUCCGUCGCGCUGCGAGAGCGAGAGGGCGGCCGCCCUGCGCAUGAGAGACAAGAUGGUGGCGGGGGCCGACGUCCACGUUCCGGCGUGCUCGCGGGACGGACACUUCCUGACUUUGCAGUGCGGACGCUCCGGGUGCUUCUGCGUGGACCAACGAGGGGUGCCGACCGCUGCGCCCUCACCGGGCGCCCACCUGGCCUGUGCAGACAUGAGCCCUGAAAAUCAUCGCUCCUCCUCAGGCCAGUGCUUCAGGGCAUUACAGGCUGUGGUGACCUUUGGACAGGAAGUCAGCAAGGCGAUGACUCUCGCUAUCUCCUCCCACAUCCCCACUGGAUAUGCCUCCCUAUCGGCCGAGAGUCUGCUUCUGACCCCGGAGGCGCUGCCAUUGUCUGAUUGGCUGCUGAGCCGCUCCAAAGUUGCGCUGCGACUGGCCACCAACUCCACCGUGCAGAUGCUGCGGGCUGCGGGACGUCUCGCCUAUCAGCCGUUCAGUCCGCAGUGCGACAAUGACGGGGAAUGGCGGCCCACGCAGUGCUACCACAGCACAGGUCAGUGUUGGUGUGUCGAUGAAGAUGGCGACUAUGUUCCGGAAUCUCUGAGCAGUCGCUCACUGCCCCUGGUCAGAUGUCUCACGCGCUGUCAGAGAGCUCAGAGUCACUCGCUGCUUUCUGGUUGGCUGAAAGCCUCUGACAUCACAACGAAUGCUUCAGGGUACCACCCACAGUGUGACGGAGACGGUCGCUUCUCCGUACUGCAGACAGAGGGCGGCGCAGGCUGGUGCGUCCACCCUGUGAGCGGAGAGACCCUGCGGAAUGCCAUCCUGAGUCCUGACGGACAACUCACCUGUCCUAGCUGGUGUGAGCUUCAGGGUCUUCGGUGUCACCCCGACGGUUCUUUCAUCCCUCUUCAAUGUGACGUCACCUCCUGUUGGUGCGUGUCUGAGGACGGACUGGAAGUGUCGGGGACCCGGCAACUCCAAGUGACAGGUGGCAUGGUGUCUUGUGAACGUCCUGACGGUUGUCCUGCCGCCGCCAUCGCUCACGGAACCCUCGUGUGCGGCCCUGCGCAAAAUGGCCGCCAAGGUUGUGACUUGGUGUGUCACCGCGGGUACCACGUCGCACUUCCCAUCCGCAGGUUCACAUGCGACACGCUCGGUCGUCGGUGGGAGGGCAACCUCCGACCUCUGCCUGGAGCCUGCCAGAUGAGUAUGCCUCCUCAACGUGUGUGGGCGUCUCAUAAUUGGUCGUUGGUGGCGGCGUGUCAAAACCCCCGAGCGAUACGCUCGCAGCUGUUACGUGACAUGACCAGCGGGGGGCUCUGCUCAGCUCAACUCCCAGCAUCAGGGCGCAGCGUUUCUGUGUGCCGCAACUCUGCGUUGCGUGUGCGUUGUCUCGGCGACACAUCCUGGAGUGUGACGAUCACCUGGAAUGCCCACAUGUCUGACCUCCCGACCUCCGAACUGCCCACCCUUUACGACAUUGUGACGUUCCUCAACGUCUCGCGUCUCCUGGCGCGUUUUGAGCGUCUACUGACUCAGCAUAGCAACAUCACUUCACGACCUCAGCUGGUAUCCUUGACUCCGCCGCGAGUUGGCUGUUUCCACGGUUACCGACUAAGCGACGACCAUGAAGGCUGCGUCCUUUGCCCUGCCGGCAGCUACUCCGCCGACGGCACGUGUCUUCUGUGUCCCAAGGGGACCUAUCAAGACACGGGAGGGCAGGGCGUGUGCGAGCGGUGUCCAAGAGGCUCCUCCUCCUCUCCCGGAGCCUUCUCCAUCAAUCACUGUUUGACCGACUGUCAGAGGCGGGGCCUUCGCUGCACUGAGAUCGGUGACUUACUGCCCGCUCAGUCUGACCUCCUGUCUGCCACGUGGCGCUGCUUUAACAGUGAGGGGUCGGAGCUUGACUGGACCAGGACUAACACAUCCCUCACUGAUGAUGACUGCUCAGUCCUCAGAAAGUUUCAGAGUGUCCCGAAAUCAGAGGUCAUCUUCAAAGCUGAAGACACGGAAGUCCUGCAGCGCAUGACCUUGGACCUCAGACAGUGUGCUCAAGCGUGUGCUAUGGAGCAAUCCUGUCACCACAUGGCGCUGGCCGGCGGCCACUGCGUCAUGUACAGCACGCACCCUCUGAACACACACUGUAACGUUUCUGACCAGGCAAAGGGAUUUCUGGGUAACAGUCAGGCCGAGCUCUUUGGACGGUUGCGGUGCUUGGUGAGGGUGAGGGGCAAGGCCUCCGAUGUGCUGAUUGUCAGGAAGAUUGGGGCGGAGUCUACUUCUGGCUUUUUGAGGUCAUCCAUGGCAAAGGUGGAGUCCGGCGUGUUUCGCACGUUGGUAUUCACAGACGCGUUGCUAGCCGACGCCCAUCGUUUCUGUGAGCUCAGCUGUCACCGGGACGACUGUUGCCACGGCUUCAUCCUCAACCGCAACAGCCUGAAGGGCGGUUCUGUGCUCUGCGGUUUGCUGAGAGCGCCAUCUGUCUUGAUGUGCCGCCAAGGGGACUGGGACGGGAUUGGCCAGAGCGCCGCCAAUCGCAUUUGCGGGGUGGGGCUCAUAUACAACAAGCAGCGGCGUAACUUCCUGUUUGACUUUGGAGGACAGAAAUUUACCAUCACUGAGUCAGCACUUCCUGCCUCCAACACGGACAACAAAGACUACCAGGCAUCCAUCGUAGACUUCCAGGCCAUCUACCUGAGAGCAGACCAAUCAGAUGCUGUUUCCUGUGCAGUCAGCGGAGAUUUGACACAGACUCUUGAUGUUUCAGUGCAGAACAAGUUCACGUCGCUGUCUGAAGACGACGUGUUGGUGAACACUCAGAGGUCCCUUCCUGUACUGUCUUUCCUGCUCAACAAGAAGGUCUUCACUCCCCAACAUGCUUUGCUGUGGUGUCUCACACGCUGCGACGGCGAGCCCAGCUGCUCGCUGGCCGAGCUGAACGACACAGACUCGACAGAUUUCUUCAGCUGCUUCCUGUUUCCAGACAGUCGUGUGUGUGGCGCCUACGACACGCCACUCAGACGCCCCUGUCGCCCACUGCUGGCCAGGAAGCCAAAAAACACCUUCAGCAAGAAGGAGGAUCUGAGGGGUCCGGUGAAGAGCUUCUACGAGCGAGUUUCUUUCAGGAAAAUGGUCACUUACUCGGUGCGCGCUCGAGUUAAUGUGAAUGCAAAGACGCCGCUGCCCGAAGGGUUCAUGGAUUGUGAGCGUCGUUGUGAUGAGGAUGCCUGUUGCCGUGGUUUUGGCUUCAUCGCAGACUCCAAAGAUGGUGGGUCGGGUAUUACGUGCGUGAUUCUGCUCAGUCUCGGAAUUCAAACGUGUGCCGAAGAGCGACAGACCUCUUGGAGCGUCGCCGAUUGUCAAGCCGGCGAGGUCAGUGCGUGGCCACAACCUUUUGGCUGGUACCAAAAACCUGUCAACCGGUGGACGUCGUCUCCGGCCUUGUGUCCUGCCUUCCAUCUGCCAGCUGUGCCAAACAACGUGUCCACGGAGCAGUGGAGUCUGCUGCCCGACUCAGCGCUUGUGCUGGACGCGUCCUCACCUUCUUACGAUGUCAUACACAUCAGCCGCGACAUCGCUGCCGAUCCUCUUCGAACCAGGGAUUGGUGUCUCCAUGCCUGCCAGGAGGCGAAGUCUUGCGCCGCCGUGUCAUUGGCCGAGUGGGAGUCGGCCACCCGCUGCAUCUUUUACCCCGACACCACUGUGUGCGCCGUAAGCUCCGCCCCUGGCUCGGAAAGCCCCGCCUUCACCUGCCGGCUGGUGGUCCGAGAGCCCGCCCCCCAGGUGUACCUGAGGAGAGCGGCGGCGGCGGCAGAGACGAGCGUGGCCAUCGCGGGUCACGGCAUCCUAAGGGGCAUCACCACGGAAACAGCGCUGGGCUUGGGCAGGAAGCGGGUGCUGCAGUUCCUUGGCGUUCCGUAUGCCCGUCCGCCCAUCGGAUCGCUACGCUUCCGAAGCGCGCAGCUCCCUGAUUGGAAUGGGACCCGGGAUGCCUCCAAAGCGCGGUCCGGCUGUGUCCAACCGGGCAGAGCAGACGCCAGCGAGGACUGCCUCUACCUCAACGUGUUCAGGCCUGUCGCCAUGAAGGGGCGCCUCCCGGUGCUGGUCUUCUUUGUCAACCCAUUGACCGAUAGCAACCGAGCCAUCCUGGACGGCUCCGCCCUCGCGGCGAUCGGAAACCUGCUGGUGGUGACGGCCGCGUACAGGACGGCGGCUCUCGGUUUCCUCAGCACAGGUGCGUCAGACGUGGGCGGCAACUGGGGUGCGUCAGAUCAGGAGGCGGCCCUGGCCUGGGUCAAGGCCCACAUUUCAGCGCUGGGCGGAGACCAGAGCAGAGUGACGGUGGGGGCCGAAUGCGACGGCGCCAACAUCGUCAGCCUGCUCCUUAUGCGCCGCGCGCCCCUUUUCCAUCGCAUGUUGCUCAUGGGCGGUUCGCUGUUCUCUCCGACGUUGUUCCAAACGCCAUUGGCCGCCAGACGGCUGACGUUGCGCCUGGCCGCCGAGCUGGACUGCGGCACGGAUGACGACCACCGCUUGAUGGCGUGCCUCAGGGCAGCAUCUGUGCACGCGCUGAAUGCCGCUCAGACUAAGCUGCUGGUCGCUGGCGGGCCACUCCAAUUCUGGUCACCCACGUGGCCCCGCGACGACGAUGCCGCCGCCGGGGAGCCGGCGUUCCUGCGCAGAGUCGACCUCCUCCUCGGAACGUCGCAGCAUGACGGGAUCAUAGCCCGGAUGCAAGGCGUCAAGGAUUUUGCAGCGGCGCCGCCUGGUGGCAAGACGGCGUUUUACCAGGUGCUGAGCCGCUCGCUGGUCGGUGCCUCGGGAAGCUCGCUGCUGAAGGAGGCGGCCACGUGGUUCUAUUCGCUGGACCAUAGCUCCGCCCCCGCUGGAUACAAUCUCUUCUCACGGGCCUUCGACAAUGCCACCAGAGACCUGUUGGUGGUCUGUCCCAGCUUGCGGAUGGCCAGCCACUAUGCAAAGAGCGGUGCCAAUGUCUUCCUGUACCACCAGCCAGACAGCGGCAGCAGGGACGAGGACUCGCUGCCGCCGGAUGUGCAACUGCUGUUUGGAGCGCAGCUUCGGCCCACCGCCUCGGCGCGCUUCACUGCCGCCGAGCGGCGCCUCUCGCUGGCCAUCAUCAGCUACGUGGCCAACUUCGUCAGGAGCGGCAAUCCCAACCCUUCAGCGUCAUGGCCGGCGACCUCUCUGCCCCGCUGGCAUCCGGUACUGUCCUCUGAAGCUCCGCCCAUCUUUCUGGAGCUUAGUCCCACCCUCAGCCAGAAGCAAGGCCUGCGCCAGAGGAGCUGCUCUUUCUGGAAUCAUCUGGCAAAACUGCUCACGACAAACGGCCAGCUGGAGGAGCAGUCUACGUUCGACCCUGAACUGCCGCUGGAUUCAGCGCACGGCCAAUCGCAGAGCGACAAAGACACGUACAACUGACCGCGACCUCUCCACGACCGCCGUGAAGUCGUCAUCGCCGCAGUGUGAUGUCAUCACUCGCAAUAUGGAAAUGACUUGUUGAUUUUUUACUGAUCUUUCUUCAAAGAAUCAUUUCAUAAAUAAAAAGUACAAAUUGCAA
Messenger RNA from Syngnathus typhle (broad-nosed pipefish), 7421 nucleotides. RefSeq names its product thyroglobulin (gene tg). NCBI's taxonomy places the organism in Eukaryota, Metazoa, Chordata, Actinopteri, Syngnathiformes, Syngnathidae. Bases 8 to 7282 code for a protein of 2424 amino acids. The record is from RefSeq and is a predicted model, not a curated record. The transcript has 49 exons. Gene Ontology annotation, biological process: thyroid hormone generation.